Myxocyprinus asiaticus (Chinese sucker) is the source of this 6318-nucleotide messenger RNA. RefSeq names its product rho-associated protein kinase 1-like. Gene Ontology annotation, biological process: regulation of cell junction assembly; peptidyl-threonine phosphorylation; actomyosin structure organization. The transcript has 33 exons. The record is from RefSeq and is a predicted model, not a curated record. Gene Ontology annotation, cellular component: cytoskeleton; cytoplasm. Gene Ontology annotation, molecular function: ATP binding; Rho-dependent protein serine/threonine kinase activity; small GTPase binding. NCBI's taxonomy places the organism in Eukaryota, Metazoa, Chordata, Actinopteri, Cypriniformes, Catostomidae. The coding region runs from base 776 to 4852 and encodes 1358 amino acids.
CGGGGUGUUUCAACAGGAAGGCGGACAUGUUGGCCAGGCAGUGGGAGAAAAUCGGGCACCCAGGUCUUUUUUGUAUUUUUUUUUUUUUUUUUUUUUUUUUGAAACAAGCAUCGAUUAAAGCCUGAUUUAUGCGUAUUGCAACAGCCUCGUGGAUUACAUGCUCGUUGGGGGAUUUAAAGCCGGCCUGCGGACCAGGAGAGAUUAAUCGCAGAAGGAUUUACCAAAGCUCGUUUUAACCAGGAUCGUGUUUUAACUAAUUUUCUUUUUUUUUUCGCUUACUUUGCAGCUGUCAGACUCGUUUGGCCUGGCAUUCGUUUAUAUGGACACGGGCCUGGAGAAACGAACUUAAUGUGCCCGCAUACUAACUUUGCAACACUUAUUUUAUCACUUACUUGUGCGCAAAUGUGAUCAACUUGUGUGUGUUUUUUAAGUAGUCUGAUCCCCUCAUUCCUCCUGAAGCUAAGUUAGUUUAGCGCAGUAUAAUCUGUUGCUGCUACCUUUUUGUUUGUUUGCUUGCCAAGUUGUCAUGGACUAAUCCGGACGCCUCGUCUUGUUGUUGUUUUGUAUUUUCCUGAAAAUGUGGCUUUUUAUCAGCUCUCGGUCUUUUAUACGUGUCAGCGAGAGUGAUAACAAGGCUGUAAGACACAAAGUGUUGCUUUGAUCAAACUAGUGUUUAUUGCUUUGUGAGGGCAGAGGAAGUUAUUGAGCUAACCCGCUAAUCUUAGCCGGAUAAACUCAUAUCUCUUGAAUUAAACGCAUCCGACCAGUAAUCAACAUGUCUGCUGGAGAAAGUUUGACAGCUCGUUUCGAGAAGAUCGAUGCCAUGCUGAAGGAUCCCAAAUCAGAGGUCAACACAGACUGUCUGUUGGACAGUUUGGAUGCUCUGGUCUACGACCUUGAUUUUCCAGCCUUGAGGAAAAACAAAAGCAUUGAUAACUUCUUAAAUAGAUAUAAGGACACAAUCAGCAAAAUACGAGAGCUUCGUAUGAAAGCAGUGGACUAUGAAGUGGUUAAGGUCAUAGGCAGAGGGGCAUUUGGAGAAGUACAACUGGUGAGGCACAAAGCCACGAGGAAAGUGUACGCCAUGAAGCUGCUCAGCAAGUUUGAGAUGAUCAAGAGGUCGGACUCUGCUUUCUUCUGGGAAGAGAGGGAUAUUAUGGCCUUUGCCAACAGUGACUGGGUAGUACAGCUGUUUUAUGCAUUCCAAGAUAACAGCUACCUCUACAUGGUGAUGGAGUACAUGCCGGGUGGAGACCUGGUAAACCUAAUGAGCAACUAUGAUGUGCCUGAGAAGUGGGCACGUUUCUACGCUGCUGAAGUGGUGCUAGCGUUGGACGGCAUCCACUCCAUGGGCUUCAUUCAUAGGGACGUGAAGCCUGACAACAUGUUGCUAGACAAAACAGGCCACUUGAAGCUGGCUGACUUUGGGACCUGCAUGAAAAUGAACAAGGACGGUAUGGUACAGUGUGACACAGCUGUAGGAACUCCAGACUACAUUUCUCCAGAGGUACUGAAGUCACAAGGAGGAGACGGCUACUAUGGCCGAGAGUGUGACUGGUGGUCUGUGGGGGUCUUCCUGUAUGAGAUGCUAGUUGGUGACACACCGUUCUAUGCCGACUCGCUGGUGGGCACCUACAGCAAGAUUAUGAACCACAAAAAUGCCCUGACCUUCCCUGAUGACAGCAACAUCUCCAAGGAUGCAAAGAACCUCAUCUGUGCUUUCCUCACAGACAGGGAGGUGAGGUUAGGGCGCAAUGGAGUGGACGAAAUCAAGCGGCAUCCUUUUUUCAAGAACGACCAGUGGGCGUGGGAGAACAUCAGAGAGACUGCUGCCCCAGUGGUGCCAGAGUUGAGUAGUGACAUAGACACAAGUAACUUUGAUGACAUCGAGGAGGAUCGAGGCGAGGAGGAAACGUUCCCCAUUCCUAAAGCUUUUGUGGGCAACCAGCUUCCGUUUGUGGGCUUCACCUACUACAGCAAUAACCAGUUUCCUCGGGAUUCAACCACAAAGACAAGUGACAAACGCUGCUCGACUAAAGAGGAUAAGAGUCAUCUGGAGAAUCUUCAGAAGAGGAUCUAUCAGCUAGAAGAACAACUUCACAGUGAAAUGCAGCUUAGAGACGAGAUGGAGCAAAAGUGCAGGACAUCCAGCACAAAACUAGACAAGAUAAUGAAAGAGUUGGACGAGGAGACUAGCCUGAGGAAGAGUGUGGAGGCUAACAUGUCUUUAUUGGAGAAAGACAAGAUCAUGAUCCAGCACAGAGCAACAGAACACCAGAGGAAAGCUGACCAGGAGGCCGAAAAACGGCGAAAUAUGGAGAAUGAAGUGUCAACUUUAAAAGAGCAGCUGGAAGACUUGAGGAAGAUCAGCCAAAACAAUGACAAGAUGGCCCAGCUCCAGAACCAACUGGGGGAAGCCAACGAUCUUCUGCGGGCUGAGUCGGACACGGUGGCACGUUUGCGGAAGAUUCACACAGAGAUGGUGAAGUCCAUGAGUCAGCUGGAGGGAGUGAACCGCGAGCUGCAGGAGAAGAGCCGCGCCGCAGAGAGCGCCAAACAACAACUGGAGAAAGAGCUGCUGCAGCUGCAGACCACACUGGACACUGAGAGACGCACCUGCAGCCAGGGCUCCGAGGAGAUCCGAGAGCUGCAAGCUCGUAUCACAGUUCUGCAGGAGGACAACAAGAACUUGAAGCAGAGUCUUUCUAAAGGGGAACUGGAGAGGAAACAAGUCCAGGAGAGAUGUAACGCCCUUGAGAAGGAGAAGAACAGUCUGGAAAUCGACCUGAACUACAAGCUGAAGACCCUGCAGCAGCGUCUAGACCAGGAACUGACUGAGCAUCGCGUCACCAGAGCUCAGCUCACAGACAAAUACGAGUCCAUCGAGGAGGCCAAGUCAGCUACUAUGCAUGCGGUGGAGCAGAAGGUGUCUGAGGAGACCACUCUACGGAUGCGGGCGGAGAGCCGGGUGGUGGAGGUGGAGAAGCAGUGCUCCAUGCUGGAGUUUGACCUCAAACAGUCUGUGCAGAAGAUGGAGCAGCUGAUGAAGCAGAAGGAGAGAUUGGAGGAUGAGGUGAAAGCAUUGCGGGUGCAGUUGGAGCAGGAGUCUGGGAAACGAGCUCUGGCCCAGAACGAGCUUAAGAGCUGGACGAUGGAGGCCGAUCGGCUGAAGGGAUCAGAGAAACAGCUGAAGCAGGAGAUCAACGCCGCCCUCGAGAACAAGCGCUCACUCGAGUUCCAGCUCGCACAGCUAACAAAGCAGUACAGAGGGAAUGAAGGUCAGAUGAGGGAACUUCAGGACCAGCUGGAGGCUGAGCAGUAUUUCUCAACACUCUAUAAAACUCAGGUGAAAGAGCUGAAAGAGGAGAUCGAGGAGAGGAACCGACAGGUCCAGGAGACUCAUAGAAAAGUCCAGGAGCUCCAUUUUGAGAAGGAGUCGCUCUCUGCUCAGUUGGACCUCACCGUGACGAAGGCAGAGUCGGAGCAGUUGGCCCGGGCGCUACAGGAGGAACAGUAUUUUGAGCUCUCUCAGGAGAACAAGAAAGCUGCCGCCCGCUACAAACAAGAGAUCUCGGACAAGGACUCAACCGUCACUCGGCUUGAGGAGUCCAAUAAAACCCUUACCAAAGACGUGGAGAUCCUCACCAAGGAGAAGACAGAGUUGAGUGAGAAACUCCGAGCUCAACAAGAAGAGUUUGCAGCAGAGAAGGAGGAUGUGGCAAACGCGAUCAAGGCGAACUAUGAGAAGGCUCUUAGCAACGAAAGAACUCUGAAGACCCAGGCGGUGAAUAAGCUGGCAGAGAUCAUGAACCGAAAGGACAUGAAGCUGGACCAGAAGAAGAGAGGCAGCACCACGGACCUGCGUAGGAAAGAGAAGGAGAAUCGCAAACUGCAGCUGGAGCUCAACCAGGAGAAGGAGAAGUUCAAUCACAUGGCCAUCAAGUACCAGAAGGAGCUCAGCGAGAUGCAAGCGCAAUUGUCAGAGGAGUGCACGUAUCGCAACGAGCUGCAGAUGCAGUUAGACAGUAAAGAGAGUGACAUCGAGCAACUUCGCGAGAAACUUAACGAUUUGCAGCUCCGCAUGGACAGCUCCAGCGUAACCAGCCUGCAGACAGAUGAGAUGGACAGUAACAUCGCUGAAUCAAGGCUUGAAGGUUGGCUCUCAAUACCAAAUAAGCCCAAUAUUAAAAGAUAUGGCUGGAAGAAGCAGUAUGUUGUGGUGAGCAGUAAGAAAAUCCUGUUUUACAAUGAUGAGCAAGAUAAGGAGCAGUCCAACCCCUCUAUGGUACUAGAUAUUGACAAACUAUUCCACGUACGUCCUGUAACACAAGGCGACGUGUAUCGAGCCGAGACGGAUGAAAUUCCCAGAAUAUUCCAGAUCCUUUAUGCCAAUGAAGGUGAGUGUAGGAAGGAAGCUGACAUGGAGAGUGUUCCUCAGGGUGAUAAAGCCAACUGUUUGCCCCACAAAGGCCACGAGUUCAUCCCGACUCUCUACCAUUUCCCUUCUAACUGUGAGGCUUGCUCCAAACCGCUGUGGCAUGUGUUCAAGCCCCCGCCAGCCCUGGAAUGCCGCCGAUGCCACGUCAAGUGCCACAAAGACCAUCUGGACAAGAAGGAGGAUGUUAUAGCCCCUUGCAAAGUGAAUUACGAUGUGACGUCAGCUCGAGACAUGCUGCUUCUGGCUUUGUCUCAAGAUGAGCAGAAGAAAUGGAUCGGACAUCUCGGCAAAAAGAUCCCCAAGACUCCUCCUUCAACCUUCUCAAGAGCAUCUCCCCGCACCAUGUCGACUCGCUCCGUAGCAAACCAGUCUUUCCGCAAGAACCCCAAAAACAUCCCAGGCAAGCCAAGCUAACCAUCUCAACCAUUGGAUUGAAUUGGGACUUUGUACUUUCCUCUCAGAAAAAAACAAAACAAACACAUUAUCAGCCUUAAAAAAAAAAAAAUAAAAAAAAUAAAAUAUAGUAAAACAAAUAUUGUAAACAAAACUUGGAAUUAACCUUAAAGUUACAUUUCACAACUGUAUUAAACAAAGCAGACAGUAAUUGGUGCUGAAAUUCAGGAUUCACCCAUCACGAGGCAUCAUGGACAUUUUAAGGCCUCCUUUUCUGCCCUGUCCUCUCCGUAACACUGAGAUUUCCUCAUCUUCCAUCUGUUCCACACCAUGACUUCCCAGAGGAAUGCUUGGACAUCUUUUCACAACUUGGGAAGGAAACUAUAAGCUGUUCACAAGCCCAUGUCUCUCUGUUUGGACUCAGAACCUCUGGGAUUGGGACCAUAGCUUGAUUACAUGGUGAAAGGGUACAUUUUGGGGAAUUAACUAGGAAAUCUUUGGGGACAAUUAUUCUGAUUUGCAAAGUAUUUCUACUUAAUUCAACAUUGAUGCCUUCCUCUGAUGGAUUCUGGUUGCCUUAUUCUCACCCUCAAAGUCUGAAUGGAAAAUGAAUCUGGUUGGGGCAAAGUAUUGGGUACUGAGAGUUUUGAGGGGUUUUCUUUUCAAAGAGCAUGCAAGAUAAUUACAGUCUAUGCAUAAUAUUAUCACAUUUUUCAUUAUUAUUGUUUUUGGACGAUUUGAGCCACAGGAAUAACAUCAUAGUGGCUUCAGGAGAUAUAAAAUAUCAUAGAAACCAUUGAUAUUUUUUUUUUUUUCAUAUGUGUUCAUUGGGUACAUUGCUUCUGUAAUAUUUUUUUGUUUAUUUUUUUGUAAUGUAUUGCCUUACAUUUGAUUAAUAGAUAAAUGGUUCAAAAAGGAAAACAUUAAGUUAACAAAUGUAAAACUGCACUGUUUGAAUUGUAAGUUAUUUUUAGAAGACUAAACAGGUGUAGCAUUUGGCUCACCUAGUGCCUUUUGGAUAACGAUUUUACUGCCAUAUCUGUUUGUGUUCCUCUCCAAAACAAGACAAAUUUUAACUCAAAUCAUCCUUUGAAAACAUAAAAGAAACAUAUCACCCAUGUUGUGAUUUUAUCAGAACUGUCCACUCUAUCGCUUUUAUUAAACGUUGUCAACCAAAGUUGAGGAGUUAAUUAUUAAGCAUUCUGCAUGAUGCACCAUGAUGAAGUCAAAAUGUCCUGUUGUUUUCUAAUAUCAGAAUAUGUAAAAAGCAGUUAACUUCCCCACUUUCCCCUUCAAAUCGUCUCCUUCAGUGUACAUAAAUGAAACGAGAUCAUGAAUACCUCCUGAAUUAUCCAACAUGGUUUUUACAUAUGUGUUCAGUAAAUUAAGCACUGGAACUAUGAUCUGUUUUGUCUUGCAUGUUAAAUUGCAUUGGAGGCCGCACUGAUGGAUAUGUGUCAAUAAACAUAUCUUUAUCUAUCACCGAA